UGUCUGAAUACGUCAUCCCCAAGCGCCGGGCAGUUUGACAGCCGGGUCUUUCUUCUCUGCGCAGCAGCCGGUGUCUCUAGAAGGUUCUGACUGGGACCGGGUGGAGAUACUUUAAUCUGAGGCCAUCCUAAGCCGAACCGCGGUGUAUCAGCUCCGGGACUCAUCUGUCCCGUUCUGAAGACUUCCCUUAACAUUUUCCACCGAUUAUCAAGUCAAGAUGCCCGAAAUGAAAGCAGCUCCGAGAUCCUCAAACACGGGGAGAAACAAAGGAGGGGCGUAUGUGGACCGCGACAAGCCGGCCCAGAUUCGGUUCAGUAACAUCUCCGCUGCUAAAGCUGUUGCAGAUGCCAUCAGAACAAGCCUGGGACCGAAAGGCAUGGACAAAAUGAUCCAGGAUGAGAAAGGUGACGUGACCAUUACCAACGACGGCGCCACCAUUCUGAAACAGAUGCAGGUGCUCCACCCUGCCGCCAAAAUGCUGGUGGAACUAGCCAAAGCCCAGGACAUUGAGGCUGGCGAUGGCACCACCUCCGUGGUGGUGAUUGCCGGAGCGCUGCUGGACGCCUGCUCCAAACUGCUGCAGAAAGGUAUCCACCCCACCAUCAUCUCCGAGUCGUUCCAGAAGGCCGUGGAGAAAGGCGUGGAGGUGCUGACGGCCAUGAGCCGGCCGGUGCAGCUGAGCGACCGCGAGACGCUGCUCAACAGCGCCACCACGUCGCUGUGCUCCAAGGUGGUGUCCCAGUACUCCAGCCUGCUGGCGCCCAUGAGCGUGGACGCCGUCAUGCGAGUCAUCGACCCGGCCACUGCCACCGGCGUCGACCUGCAGGACAUCAAAAUCAUCAAGAAGCUCGGAGGGACCAUCGAUGACUGUGAGCUGGUGGACGGCCUGGUGCUGACUCAGAGGAUCUCCAACACCGGCGUGUCCCGUGUGGAGAAGGCCAAGAUCGGCCUCAUCCAGUUCUGCCUGUCCCCUCCCAAAACUGACAUGGACAACCAGAUCGUGGUGUCGGACUACGCCCAGAUGGACCGGGUCCUGCGCGAGGAGCGCGCUUACAUCCUCAACAUGGUGAAACAGAUCAAGAAGGCCGGCUGCAACGUGCUGCUCAUCCAGAAGUCCAUCCUCAGGGACGCUUUGAGCGACCUCGCACUGCACUUCCUCAACAAAAUGAAGAUCAUGGUGGUGAAGGAGAUCGAGAGGGAGGACAUUGAGUUCAUCUGCAAGACUCUAGGCACCAAGCCCAUCGCCCACAUCGACCACUUCACUGCAGAGAUACUCGGCACGGCCGAGCUGGCGGAGGAGGUCAACCUGGACGGCUCCGGCAAGCUGGUCAAGAUCACCGGCUGUACCAGCCCCGGGAAGACGGUGAGCAUCGUGGUUCGCGGCUCCAACAAGCUGGUGAUCGAGGAGGCCGAGCGCUCUAUCCACGAUGCGCUGUGUGUUAUCCGCUGCCUGGUCAAGCAAAGGGCUCUGAUAGCUGGUGGCGGUGCUCCAGAGAUCGAGCUGGCCGUGCGUCUGGCGGAGUACUCGCGCACUCUGGCCGGCAUGGAGGCCUACUGUGUGCGGGCGUACGCCGACGCCCUCGAGGUGAUCCCCUCGACGCUGGCUGAGAACGCCGGCCUGAACCCCAUCUCCACGGUGACGGAGCUCCGCAACCGGCACGCUCAGGGAGACAAGAUGGCCGGCAUCAACGUCCGCAAGGGAGGAAUCUCCAACAUCCUGGAGGAGCUGGUGGUGCAGCCUCUACUGGUCUCCAUCAGUGCUCUGACUCUUUCCACAGAGACGGUUCGCAGCAUCCUCAAGAUCGACGACGUGGUGAACACCCGAUAAAUUGAGUCUGUCCCGUGAGUUCUGUCCACUAAGCCUGCUCGUACUGCGAGGGAUCAGAGGACUCUGUCAACGUCUGUCUGUUCACAUUUCCGCUGUAGUUGUUACGUUGCAUAAUUUAAUAAAAAGGCUUCUUUUUUUUUGUUGACACUCCA
This is a messenger RNA of Perca flavescens (yellow perch), 1980 nucleotides long. It is a transcript of the gene cct4, whose product is annotated as chaperonin containing TCP1, subunit 4 (delta). Gene Ontology annotation, biological process: protein folding. The transcript has 13 exons. Lineage: Eukaryota; Metazoa; Chordata; Actinopteri; Perciformes; Percidae. Gene Ontology annotation, molecular function: ATP hydrolysis activity; ATP binding; ATP-dependent protein folding chaperone. The record is from RefSeq and is a predicted model, not a curated record. The coding region runs from base 218 to 1828 and encodes 536 amino acids.